Molecule: messenger RNA, 429 nt
Organism: Didymella exigua CBS 183.55
Lineage: Eukaryota; Fungi; Ascomycota; Dothideomycetes; Pleosporales; Didymellaceae
Exons: 1
Coding region: 1-429 (142 amino acids)
Source: RefSeq, a predicted model, not a curated record
AUGCAGUUCUUGACCCUGGCCCUGCUCCUUUUCACCUUCUCCACAACCGCCUUCGCAUCAUCCCCAAACCCAUCAUACACCCACAUCCAAAUCAACAACGCACCGACCCCCAUCACGAAAUCGCGGGUAUCCACGCACCUAAGAAGAGCAGCUGAGCACGACAGCGCGUCUCCGCAGCUCAACAAAAGCGAGACAGACGAUGCACACGCCGCUCUGCACCACGUCUCCACCGCGACCCCGGAUGCGACGACCGAUGGCGUGAAAGCCAGGGUCUCGGGGCGGGGGAUGAGCAGGCGCACGGCAUCAGCUGCGAAGGCGCGCAGUGGGCCGGUAGACGAUCAGAUGCGACGGGGUACGGAGCGACGGGGUACGGACGAGAAGGAGCAGGCGCGGAGGAGCAUGGGGAAGGGCAUGGAGGCGAGCGAGUAG